Molecule: messenger RNA, 2651 nt
Organism: Raphanus sativus (radish)
Lineage: Eukaryota; Viridiplantae; Streptophyta; Magnoliopsida; Brassicales; Brassicaceae
Product: sister chromatid cohesion protein SCC4
Exons: 12
Coding region: 167-2410 (747 amino acids)
Biological process (GO): mitotic sister chromatid cohesion; maintenance of mitotic sister chromatid cohesion
Cellular component (GO): SMC loading complex; chromatin
Molecular function (GO): double-stranded DNA binding; protein binding
Source: RefSeq, a predicted model, not a curated record
CACCGGGUCGGAUCUGAGAGAGAGAGAGAGAACUUUCGACAUCUUCUUCGCCGAGAAAAGAAAAAGGUCAAGGCUUGGUGUUCGUUCCACCGUCUCCGAUCUCCAGUCAAAAAAUCGGAUCUUCCUGGGUUUCGAUUCCACAAGUAAACAGAGAUUGUAAAAGAGUAUGGAAGGUGCUGCGGUGGCGGAAGGUCUGUGGGGACUAGCGGAUCACCACGAGAAGCUUGGCGACAUCGGCAAAACAAUAAAGUGCUUAGAAGCCAUCUGCCAGUCCCAAAUCUCGUUCCUUCCUCUCGUCGAAGUCAAGACACGACUCCGCGUCUCAGCUCUCCUCCUCCGUUACUCUCACAACGUCAACCACGCCAAGUCCCAUCUCGAGCGCUCUCUCCUCCUCCUCAAAUCCAUCCCUUCCUCCUUCGAUCUCAAGUUCCGGACUUUCAGCUUGCUCAGCCACUGUUACCACCUCCUCGCUUCCUUCCCUCCUCAGCGCAACCUCCUCCUCAAGGCUCUCGAGCUCGCUUCCUCUGUCCCUCAGGAUCUCUCUGCUUACCUCUGGUCUUGUAAUUUCAACUCUCAGCUCGCUAACACCUUCAUUAUCCAAGCUGAUUUCCCUUCUUCCCUCUCCGCUCUCGAGUCUGGCUUUCUCUCCGCUUCUCACAUCUGUUUCCCUGAGCUCCAGUGGCCAGCGGGAUUCAGGGUCCGUAUUGGGGCCGAAGCUCCCUCAAGACCACUAAGCCGUCCUCGCUUGAUGUUCUUCACUGCAUCUAUGCUUCACGUUCAUAUCAUGCAAUGGACCGAUGAUUAUUCAGUGGAAAAGGCUGUUCAGAGAUGUGAUGACAUCUGGCAGACCGUUUCUUCAGACAAGACUGAAAGAUGCCCCGGUUUGUUCUUCUACAACGAGAUGCUUCAUGUUUUCUACCGCCUCAGGCUCUGUGACUACAAGAACGCUCAGCAUCACGUCGACCGCUUAGACCAAGCCAUGAAUGCUCACUCCCACAAAACCCAGGAGGUUCAGCAGCUUCAGGAUGAGCUCAGUUCGUUGAGUCAUAGUCUCUCUCGUAACGACCUUCCCUACAGGGAAAGAGCAGCACUCUCCGACAGACAGUCUCAGCUCCAGGAUCGUGUAAAUGCAUUGUCUCAAUCUUCUACUACCACUGCUAACUCUCUGGAGCCUGCGUUCUUUGGCAAUAUGGACCGUGCGUGGACGGAGAGGCUACUGCUUUCACAAUCUCCGAUCGAUGGAGAGUGGCUACCGAAAAGUGCCAUCUAUGCUUUGGUCCAUCUUAUGGUUGUCAUAUCCGGACGUCCCAAAGGACUCUUUAAAGAGUGUUCAAAACGUAUUGACUCUGGAAUGCUCAUCAUUCAAGACGAACUGAUCAAGCUUGGAAUUACUGACGAAGUUAGAGAAGCUGAUUUACGGCACACAGCUAUCUGGAUGUCUGGGAUAUAUCUAAUGCUACAGAUGCAGUUCCUUGAGAAUAAAGUGGCCUUGGAACUUACAAGGUCUGAAUACGUCGACGCACAAGAGGCUCUGGUUGAGAUGAAAAAUUUGUUUACUCGAUUUCCAACGAUCUUGCAAGCGUCUGAGUGUGUGAUUGAGAUGCUCAGGGGGCAAUACAGUCACUCCGUCGGUUGCUAUGGUGAAGCUGCUUUCCAUUCUAUCCAAGCUUCUAAGUUGACAGAGAGUAAAUCGUUGCAAGCUACGUGUCAAGCUUUUGCAGCUGUUUCUUACCUUACAAUAGGAGAUGCUGACUCAUCAUCAAAGGCACUUGAUUUGAUUGGACCACUCUAUGGAAUAACGAAUUCACUAUCUGGUGUGCGAGAAGAAGCUAGUAUUCUCUUUGCUUAUGGUCUCCUUUUGAUGAAGCAACAAGAUCUACAGGAAGCAAGAAACCGGCUUGCCAAGGGUUUGCAGAUAGCGCAUACUCAUAUGAGUAACCUGCAGCUAGUUUCACAGUAUUUGACACUCCUGGGAAAUCUGGCUCUUUCCUUACACGACACGGUACAAGCCAGAGAGAUCCUUCGUUCCUCUCUUACACUUGCAAAGAAACUCUCUGAUAUCCCUACUCAGCUAUGGGUUCUAUCCAGCUUCACAGCUCUGUAUCAGCAGUUGGGUGAAAAAGGGAGCGAGAUGGAGAACGAAGAACACAGGAAGAAGAAAUGGGAUGAGAUGCAGAGUAGACUAGCUGAAGCGCGUGGAUCCAUCCAUCACAUUGAACUAGUGGAGAAAGCUAGGUUAGAAAUGGAUAGGGUGGAGGAUGCACAAGAACAGUGUGAAGUAACAUACGGGAUGCAAGCGAGUCUGGACAUUCCAGAGUCUGUGGGUAUAGAAGGUCCAUCACCGGCACAGUACUCCUCGAGGCUUGUAGGUUUAGACACGGGAAAAAGAUGGGGAAAACGAAGGGUAUGACUUACAAGUUACAACCCAGGAGCGAUGAGUUGUAAGCUGUGUAAGAUGUGUUGAUUAGUUGGUGUAUUAUUUAGGAGUUAAAUUGUAGAAUAUUGAAACAUCAAUAGAAGGCAGCUAAAAAUGCCUUCGUUUACGGGUGUGUAGUCCGAAACCUGAAAUUAGGCUAUCUCUAUACCCGACAGCAACAUGGAUCUGUCUGACUGGAUAUAUAAGUUAAUUUACAGAGUGUUUGGUCUGAUAA